GAGCUUCAACAGUUUAACAGAGCAACCGUCAGUUGACGGUGUAAAUACAGGAACCACCGUCCAUUCAUCCACCGUGACACCCUGACGCAGUGACCGUGGAGCUGUGACCAUGUUUAUUAGAAUAAAGGUCCAAAGGUGAAGUCUGAGCUGCGGGUGGAGACUCCACCGAGCAGGAAGACACAUGGAAGUAUUUCUGAGUUCCUGACAACAAUGACUCCUCUUCAGUAAUCACGGCAGAGGAAGUUUCUCAGUUGUUAUGUAGAAGAAGUACAAUAAAAACAAAAGCUUCUUUCUUAACCUUUUCCAGCUGGUGAUGAUGCACGGCUCCUACUUCCUGAGUUAACGAGCAGGUAGAAAAUGCUGACGGCACAAAGAGGACGGGGGAGGAAAAAGACUGAGGAGUCAACAAACUUAGGUCCGGAUGGAAGUGGAACAUUUUAUUGUGCUGGAAGGUCAGAAACAGCCUCCUGCAUGUAUGUACUCCCCUGGCCUCCUGUGUACAGAUCUGAUUUUUUUCCUGUCUUCCUCCACACCGGCAACAGAAGAUAUAUGAGGGAGCCACACAGAGAGUCACUUCACAGUAUAUUCACCCAGUCUGAUCGCUUUGUAAAGUUUCACUUCGCCCAAACUGGUCCCUCUCCUCCUGCAGAUCCAGACUCCGCCGCACUGUCGUCUCUGAUACGACAACUUCAACAAUCAUGUGAUGAACUUCAAGUUUCUCCCUCGUUCAGGUACAUGUCAAACUUUGCCACCCGCUCUAAGUCCAUCAUCACUUCUGCUGCUGGAUUUUUACCCACAAACAUUUUCACAUGGAAGCAGAGCAGUGGCCAUGAUGAGCACACAGAGCCGCCUGAAACCUCCCAGUCAGCCCGUUCUCACUGUCCACAACUCCCAGAAUGCUUUAGGAGCAGGAGAGACUCCAGGUCUGUGUCUCGCUGUGUCAGCGCUCCCUCGCUGAGUCAGCUCACCUGUGCAGAGACUGAGAGCUUGAAACGAGCUGAGAGUUUACCUGCCAUGAUGUUAAACAGCAGCUUUGAGGAGUUCACCCCUGAUAUCAGUGCUGAAGGAGACGAUGAGAGCUACAGUUUCCAGUGCUCCGGCCCAGGCCUGUACCAGUGCAGCGUGACAGGCCUGCUGUUUGACAUGGAGGGAGAAGGGGACGUGGUUUACAGGCUGGUCCCUUGGAACAGGAGGCUACUGGCCCCACAUCACAAGAAGCCUGCAGGACCCCUGUUUGACAUCAAAUGUGUGCAGCAGUGUGUGAGGCAGCUUCACCUCCCACACUGUGAGAUCCGCUCCACAGGAGGAGGUCACUUCCUGUCAGUGGCUCAUGUGAACGAUGAGGCCGUGGAGUUUAUCGGGCCUCAUCAGACCACAGAGACUCACCUGGUUAUAAACAUCAGCGGCUUUUCUGCUUUCGGUAACGUCAAGGACGAAGACGCCCCACCCGAGCCGGUCCGAGCGUUGGUCCUGCUGUUCUACAGGCCCCCGGCCGACCCUGAUCCUGAAUCUCUCCUCAAUGUGUUGCUGCUGCCCAGAAAUGUUCCUCUGCGGGACGUGCUGCGCACCAGGAAGAAGUUAGUGGGAGAUGAGACGUACAUAGAGACGUCCCCACACUGUAAACUGAUCCCAGGUCAGGUCUACACUCUGUCCACUUGUCCUGAAGACCACUCGCUUCUAGUCCAACCAACAGAAGCUGAGUUUGACUCUGACAACUACGACGACUACUUUCCAUCGUUCCAGGUGAGCUGGGAAACCAGGCUGAAACACGUGAAGCUGGUUCUGAGAGACAGCGACGGCUCCCACAGCGCGUGGGAAAGACGAGUUUGUCUUUGGUCCAGUGGAGGGAAAAGGUGGUGUGGGCCGAGUCCUCUGAACGUGGCCUCGAACCAGAGGCUGCUGGACGUACGGAGCAGCUUCAUCGAUGGGAUAUCAGGACCUGUUCUCAAGAGUCUGCUGGACAAACUGUUUGAGAAAAGGGUGAUGAGUGAUUCAGAGAGGGAGUCAGCGGACGAGACGCAGAACAAAAGAGACAAAGCUCGUUUAGUUGUGGACACAGUGAGGAGGAAAGGAGAAGCUGCUAGUUCAGAGAUGAUUGAGCUUCUCUGUGAGCUCGACCCCUUCCUCUGUGAACACCUGGAGCUCACCUGAACAUCAACCUUGCAUGCAUCUACAUCAGCUCCGCAAAAGUCAGAGCUGCUGUGCCCCCAAAACCACAGAUAAAGUAUAAUAGGUGCAGAGAAAAGAGGGCAAGUGGUCAGGUUAGACUGUGUUUCCUGUUGAUGCUGUGAGAACUACUUAGAACAUGUUCUUCGGGGAAUCUCCCUCAUCUGUUUGUACAGACUGAAAAUGAGAGGAAACUUUGAGCAAACCUUGUCUGACUGAUUCUGAUAAAAUGGUGGGUUUAUACAAAAUCUUUAGUGAUCGCUCAGUGGCCAUUGAAAAGGCUGCAAGGACAAAAAUCCAGUAACAUUCAGAGGAAUGCACAACAAAGAUCUCAACAUAUGAAAUGAAGCAUGAACUGAGAGUUACACAGACUUCAGAUCAGAUGCAUCAGAUAUGCAGCCACAAACACCAGCAGAACAGUCCAGAUCUGAGGUCAAAGACGCCCCCUGCUGGCCAGAUACUGCACUGGAAACAUGAACUACCACAUGCAGCAACUAGAGGGAGGCAUUACUCAAACAGCUAGUUAAAGGAACUCUGCAGCAGAAUUAUGUGCACAUAUCAGAGCUACUGACAGCUGACACAAAGGUGCAAAAUGUGAAAUAUAAAAUUCAUAUCUUAAACUAAUGGUAGUCCUUCUUUAGUCUGAAUUACCACGACUGGACUGUAAACUGUAGGAAAACAACACCUAAACUAGCUCGUUAAGCUCAGCAUGAACACACCUGAUGAUCAGCUACAGCUGCUACUAAUCAACAGAGGUGAUGUCAGCAACUAAGACAAAUAAGGGAAAACUCACAACAGAAAAAAAAUGCUUCACCAUCAUUAAACAGGAAAUAGCAGACCUUCCUACAGUCCAGCUGAUGGAUAUGACUGACCCUGACCUGUAGUGUGGUGUGUUAUUGUACCCUGUGGUUUUAUAAUCUGCUUGUUUUUGCUGUCCUUUGUGUUUAUUGUGCUUUUUAUAUUUAUAGUGUUUACUUGGAAGCUGAAUUUAAUGUGACUUCCUGCUGUUUUAUUCAUGCCAUGACACAAAAAACCAGAUGUCAGAUUCUCAUAUUUCUCCAUAUAUGAAGUGAAGGGCAUCCUUCUGGAUAAUAAUAGUUUUUAAAUAAAGUUUAAAAGUAUAUAUAUUCAAAAAAGUAUAUCUAUCUAUCUAUCUGUUGUUAUUGUUGCUUUUUUUGCCUUUUCAUGUCUCAUGUGUGUCUUCCUCCUUCCGUUAAUCACUUUUUAUAUUAUCAAUAAACACAAACACUC
Messenger RNA from Lates calcarifer (barramundi perch), 3417 nucleotides. Its product is annotated as NACHT, LRR and PYD domains-containing protein 1-like. The coding region runs from base 358 to 2151 and encodes 597 amino acids. The record is from RefSeq and is a predicted model, not a curated record. The transcript has 2 exons. NCBI's taxonomy places the organism in Eukaryota, Metazoa, Chordata, Actinopteri, Centropomidae. Gene Ontology annotation, biological process: regulation of apoptotic process.